GCAGCCUAGGAGCGGACGCGUUGCCGCCGCCGCCGCUCCACCUCCUCCUCCAGCAGCUCCUCUCGCUGCUGCCGCCGCCACUGCCGCCGCCGGGAGAAGUUUCACUCCCGACCCUCGUUCGGAGCCCGGACCUAGAGCCGAGCGGGGGAGCGCGGCCGGCAGCGGCAACCCGCAGUGGGCCAGGCGCCCGGAGCGCCCCGACCGUGAGCCGGCGUCGGCGCCUCGGCGGCGGGCAGCGGCCCGGGCUGGGGGCGCUGAGGCGGAGGAGGGGCGGGUGUGAGCCGCGGGACCCGCGCGCAGCGCCGCAGCCACUCAGCUAGCGUCCGCGCCGGGGGCAGUCGCGAUGGCCGUGCGCUCCCGCCGCCCGUGGAUGAGCGUGGCACUGGGGCUGGUGCUGGGCUUCACCGCCGCGUCCUGGCUCAUCGCCCCCAGAGUGGCCGAGCUGAGCGAGAGGAAGAGACGCGGCUCCAGCCUCUGCUCCUACUACGGCCGCUCGGCCGCUGGCCCCGGCGCUGGCGCGCAGCGGCCGCUCCCCCAACCUCAGCCCCGGCCGCGGCUGGAGCAGUCGCCGCCCCCCGCGCGCCAGGAGCUUCAGGGGCCGCCGCUGCCACAGGCAGCGCCUGGAGCAACCAGUUUUCGGAGCAGCCCCUGGCAACAGCCACCUCCGCUGCAGCAGCGGCGGCGAGGACGCGAGCCCGAAGGCGCAACGGGGCUGCCAGGCGCCCCCGGGGCCGAAGGGGAACCCGAGGAGGAGGACGGGGGCGCGGCUGGGCAGCGGAGAAGCGGCCGGCCGGGGAGUAGCCACAACGGCAGCGGGGACGGGGGCGCUGCCGCCCCGAGCUCCCGACCCCGGGAUUUCCUGUAUGUGGGAGUGAUGACCGCGCAGAAGUACCUGGGCAGCCGCGCGCUAGCGGCGCAGCGGACCUGGGCGCGCUUCAUCCCCGGCCGCGUGGAGUUUUUUUCCAGUGAGCAGCCCCCCAACGCCGGAAUGAGCCAGCCCCCGCCACCCCUGCCUGUCAUCGCGCUACCGGGGGUGGACGACUCCUACCCUCCCCAGAAAAAGUCCUUCAUGAUGAUCAAGUACAUGCACGACCACUACCUGGACAAGUAUGAGUGGUUUAUGCGCGCCGACGACGAUGUCUACAUCAAAGGUGAUAAGUUAGAAGAGUUUCUUCGAUCACUCAAUAGCAGCAAGCCUCUCUACCUGGGCCAGACUGGCCUGGGGAACAUUGAAGAACUUGGAAAAUUGGGGCUGGAGCCUGGAGAGAACUUCUGUAUGGGAGGACCUGGCAUGAUCUUCAGUCGAGAGGUUCUCAGGAGGAUGGUGCCACAUAUUGGUGAAUGCCUCAGAGAAAUGUACACGACUCAUGAGGACGUGGAAGUAGGACGAUGUGUUCGACGCUUUGGUGGAACUCAGUGCGUCUGGUCUUACGAGAUGCAACAACUGUUCCAUGAAAAUUACGAACAUAAUCGGAAGGGUUAUAUCCAGGACCUUCACAACAGCAAAAUCCAUGCAGCCAUAACACUGCAUCCCAACAAAAGGCCUGCCUACCAAUACAGGCUUCACAAUUACAUGCUCAGCCGCAAAAUUUCUGAACUUCGCUACCGCACCAUCCAGCUCCACCGGGAGAGUGCUCUGAUGAGCAAGCUCAGUAACAGUGAAGUGAGUAAAGAGGACCAGCAGCUGGGAGUGAUGCCUUCUUUCAACCACUUCCAGCCUCGGGAGAGAGAUGAAGUGAUAGAAUGGGAGUUCCUGACAGGGAAGCUCCUUUACUCAGCAUCUGAGAACCAGCCUCCUCGACAGAGCAUCAACAGCAUCCUAAGAACAGCACUGGAUGACACAGUCCUACAGGUGAUGGAGAUGAUCAAUGAAAAUGCCAAAAGUAGGGGACGGCUCAUUGACUUCAAGGAAAUUCAGUAUGGCUACCGCAGGGUUGAUCCCAUGCAUGGGGUGGAGUACAUUUUGGAUUUACUCCUCUUAUAUAAAAGACACAAGGGGAGGAAACUGACUGUGCCAGUGAGACGUCAUGCCUAUCUUCAGCAGUUGUUCAGCAAGCCUUUCUUUAGAGAAACUGAAGAGCUAGAUGUCAACAGGCUUGUUGAGAGCAUUAACAGUGACACUCAGUCAUUCUCCUUUAUAUCUAAUUCUUUAAAGAUACUAUCUUCUUUUCAAGGUGCCAAAGACAUGGGAGGGCACAAUGAAAAGAAAAUACACAUUCUUGUUCCUCUCAUUGGAAGGUAUGACAUUUUCUUGCGAUUCAUGGACAACUUUGAAAAAACUUGUCUUAUUCCAAAGCAGAAUGUAAAGCUGGUCAUCACCCUUUUCAGUAGGGAUUCUGGCCAAGAUUCCAACAAGCAUAUUGAGCUGAUCAAGGAAUAUCAGAAUAAGUACCCUAAAGCAGAAAUGACCCUGAUCCCAAUGAAGGGAGAGUUUUCCAGAGGUCUUGGUCUUGAAAUGGCUUCUUCCCAGUUUGACAAUGAUACUUUGCUGCUAUUUUGUGACGUUGACUUGAUCUUCAGAGGAGACUUUCUCCAACGAUGUAGGGACAAUACAAUUCAGGGACAACAGGUGUACUACCCCAUCAUCUUUAGCCAGUAUGACCCAAAGGUAACCAAUGGGGGAAAUCCUCCCACUGAUGAUGACUUUGUCUUCUCAAAGAAGACUGGAUUUUGGAGAGACUAUGGCUAUGGAAUUACCUGUAUUUAUAAAAGUGAUCUGCUGGGUGCAGGUGGAUUUGAUACCUCAAUACAAGGCUGGGGACUGGAAGAUGUAGAUCUCUACAAUAAAGUCAUUCUAUCUGGCUUAAGGCCCUUCAGAAGCCAAGAAGUAGGAGUGGUGCAUAUUUUCCAUCCAGUCCAUUGUGACCCUAACUUGGACCCUAAGCAGUAUAAGAUGUGUUUAGGAUCCAAGGCAAGUACUUUUGCCUCGACCAUGCAACUGGCUGAACUCUGGUUGGAAAAACAUUUGGGUGUCAGGUAUAAUCGAACUCUCUCCUGACAGUCCAGGCAACACAUAUUGCCUUUUUAAAGGGGAGUUUACCUCAUUGUUGGUUGUUGUUAUUUUUAUUUUAUUAUUGUUAUUUUUAUUAUUAUAAUUAUUAUUGUUAUAAUUUUAUUUUGUUAUCCUGGUCUUAAACUACUCUUGGUUAUCUUCCAAAGAGUGUUUGUUGACCUCAAGCAAGAAGAGUCUGCAGUUCACUGAUAUUUCAGAUUUCUACUGAAGUCAAUUAUGUAUUACUUUUAUAUAUCUUUAUUCGAGAUUGAGUUAAAUCGUGGCAAUCAAAUGACUUUUGAAGCUCAUUCAUCGUGAGAGACAGCUUAGAAGAAUGUUCUCUUGGGGCUUAAAGAUGCAAUAUCGACUUUUAUUUCGUUUGUUAAAUUCAAUGUGAUACAAAUAUUUACUGGUGAAAGGUACCACAAAAGUGCUUUAUGCUUCCUAUGGGGAAGGGACUCUGUAACAUAAACUUGAGUUUUGUAAUUUAUACAAGGACUUAAAAAUAUAGACAAUAAUUUUCUUCAUCUUUAGAAUUUUUAAAGUAAAUGAACACUUAUGAUUGUAUGUUUAUUUUUUAAAAAAAGUUUUAAAAAUUGAGGAGUUUUGUUCCACAAGCAACCGGUACGGGCUACCCUGGUCUUCUGACAAUUAUGUACUCCUCACAACUGUCUGCUAUAAAUGCGAAUGAACUUUAUUUUCUCAAGGAAAUAUGAUUUAAUUAAAUAUUCAUGUACAUUUUAGAAGCUUUAUGAAACGAUGUCCUUCAUUUGCUGGCAAGAAGAUAAACUAUGACAGAACCUGGUUAUUUAUAAUAAAACACAGGUAUAACAAUAGUCUUUUUCAAAAACA
Leopardus geoffroyi (Geoffroy's cat) is the source of this 3844-nucleotide messenger RNA. RefSeq names its product chondroitin sulfate synthase 3 (gene CHSY3). Gene Ontology annotation, molecular function: glucuronosyl-N-acetylgalactosaminyl-proteoglycan 4-beta-N-acetylgalactosaminyltransferase activity. Lineage: Eukaryota; Metazoa; Chordata; Mammalia; Carnivora; Felidae. The transcript is spliced from 3 exons. Bases 344 to 2998 code for a protein of 884 amino acids. The record is from RefSeq and is a predicted model, not a curated record. Gene Ontology annotation, cellular component: Golgi cisterna membrane.